Cicer arietinum (chickpea) is the source of this 858-nucleotide messenger RNA. The record is from RefSeq and is a predicted model, not a curated record. NCBI's taxonomy places the organism in Eukaryota, Viridiplantae, Streptophyta, Magnoliopsida, Fabales, Fabaceae.
AUGAAUGAAUCAAAAAUCAUGAUCACUCCUAUGCAUUCAUCUUCUUCUUUGGAAAAGGAUGAAAAUGGCAAUGCUGUUUCUGAGAAAGAGUAUCGAGGAAUGAUCGGAUCUCUGCUAUAUUUAACUGCCAAAAAAGCAGGUUCUUUUUCAACCUUUUCACUUUCUUUUUCCCCAAAAUCUGCAUCUAAAUACCAACCUUCUCCUUCAUCUUCCUCACUCCAAACUCAACAGACAAAAAUGGAGCGAACCAAACAAUCUGCGCGCAAAAAUGCUUCUCCCUACACACCACCUUCAUCCCCUUCAUCUGAUUCUGUGGAACGUUCACCUUCUCCACCACCUCGACCAACACCACCACAUACUCCCUCUGAUUCAACUUCUUCUGACAACAACCAAGAAAUCUUCAAUCCCAAUCCUCUGUCCACUAUUCUUCCACCACUAUACACUCGUCCUACACAAAACUUUGCUCAAGUCCCUCCACAUUUGCGAAACCAAACCAUUCCUCAACGACGAUCAAUGAUGGUUCAAUCUGGAAUUGGAACCUCAAAACCAUCAAACCUAAAACCACAUUACUUCGUCAUCUCAGAUUAUGAGACUGAUGAUUCCUCUGAUUCUUGCCCUCCAUCAUCAGAAAAGGCGCCCACAAAAACUCAACAAGCAAGGACACCAACAAACACCAAACCUACCACACCAUCAAAAUCAGCUUUCUCCUCUGAACCCUCACAAUUAACUCCCCCAAACCAAAAACGGAGAUUGAUAAAUGAAAUUGUCUCUCCUCUUACUAAACAAAAUGAACCCCCCUCUCAAUCCAAACCACAAACAAAACCAAUGAAAACAAAAUCUGCCAUGACAAUUGCGUAG